Messenger RNA from Thrips palmi, 2307 nucleotides. Its product is annotated as E3 ubiquitin-protein ligase RNF14-like. NCBI's taxonomy places the organism in Eukaryota, Metazoa, Arthropoda, Insecta, Thysanoptera, Thripidae. Gene Ontology annotation, molecular function: ubiquitin protein ligase activity; ubiquitin conjugating enzyme binding; zinc ion binding. Gene Ontology annotation, biological process: ubiquitin-dependent protein catabolic process; positive regulation of proteasomal ubiquitin-dependent protein catabolic process; protein polyubiquitination. The record is from RefSeq and is a predicted model, not a curated record. The transcript has 7 exons. Bases 205 to 2121 code for a protein of 638 amino acids. Gene Ontology annotation, cellular component: cytoplasm; ubiquitin ligase complex.
AAAACAACAACAACUGCAAAUAUACAUCGCCGCCGCUCGUUUCAGGAUAGUCGUACAGGCCUUCGUCUCGAAAUUACCCAAUUCUCAUUGAGAAAGGGUUGCAUCUGCCUCCGACGAAGGAGUCGGCAUAUCCCAGCGCGGGUGAUAAGGUCCCUUGGCGGGGCUGUUAACGUGCUGUUUGAGAGAGGAAGCUGCGCCGUGAAGAUGUCAAGUGAUUUAGAUGCUCAAAAUGAUGAGAUGCUGGCAUUGGAAAGUAUAUUCGACUCGGACGAGUUCUCUUACAAGAAAGAUAAUGGAGAAUAUUGUGGCCAAUUCUACGCAUUCGUUUCAUUACCUGGAGAGAUCAGAAUUGAAUACCAACUGUUGCCUUUUAAGAAUCGCUUCACUACUGUGGAGGCCGGAGAAUUGAACCACAUAUCCGUUAAAUACUUGCCAGCAAUUGAGCUUUCAUUUACUUUGCCUCCGGACUACCCAUCAACUUCUCCGCCCAGAUUCACCCUUAUUUGCUCUUGGCUUGGGCGGAAUCAGCUUUCUAAGUUGUGUGAAAAGCUGGAUAGCUUGUGGAAUGAAAAUAAGGGCCUUGAAAUAUUAUAUUUAUGGCUUUCAUUCUUGAAGGAAGAAUCGUUCACUUUUCUGGAGCUGGGCACAACCUUGAACCUCAGCAAACAGUAUUCCUUCAAUAUGGUGCAGCUUGAAAGAAAGAAAAAACUCCAAAGCGAAGCAAAUAACCCAACACUGUCCACAACUGCCUCAAGUCCUGAUGCAUUGAGUACUCAAGGGGCCUCCUCUUCAAGCUCCAAUGCUGGCACGAGCACCAAUCCUAGCUUGAGCUUUAGUGCUGGCAUGAACUGGACACCUUAUGAAAAGACUGCAGGUGUAAGCCCUUCUAGAAGUCGAGGGCGAGGCAGAGGAAAAAUGAGAUGCCAGGAUAAAACUUGCCGCCCUGGUCUUCCUGGUCCUCCUAGUAGUGUGAGUGCAGAAACCAGUCCAGGGGAAGUGCAGCCUCCAAUGCACACCAGUGUACCUGCAGCACCUGCAGCAGCUGCAGUACCUGCAGUACCCACAGUACCUGUGGAACAGAGUGUCUCUAAUGGGGCCAAUGUGAAAGUGAAAGAACCUUGCCCCGUGAGUGAGCGUAGGAAAAAGCCUUUUGGCUUUAAACGUUCACCAACUGCAGAUUACAAACAGAAAUUUGAUCUCCGUGCUGUGUCUUGCGAAACACUUCAGACUUCCCUUAUUAGUCAUAUUCUAGAGUACAACAGAACUCAAUCUGAAAAAGAAUUUCAAAGGAACAUAUAUACUUGUCAGAUUUGUUUUGAUGAUAAACCUGGAAGCCAGUGUAUGGAGUUCAUGGGGUGUGGACAUAUAUUUUGUCGAGAAUGUGUUAGUACAUUCUUUGAAGUUACCAUCAAGGAUGGUAAUGUGCAUGGAUUAAUUUGUCCUGAAAAAGGUUGCAAAUCAGAAGCACUUCAAAGUCAGAUCAGUGAAUUAGUCAGUCCUGAGCUCUUUGCAAGAUAUGAUGAACUGCUCCUUAAUUCAGCUCUUGAUGAGAUGGAAGAUAUAGUUUACUGUCCUCGGAAAACUUGUCAGUACCCUGUAACAUAUGAGCGAGAAGAGCAAAUGGCCCGUUGUGCUCACUGCUCCUACACCUUUUGUACUCUCUGCCGCAUGACGUACCAUGGAGUAGAACGCUGCCGCUUCAAAAACAGUUCAGGAUUGAUUGCAGAGUAUGAGGCUGCAUCAACUGAAAGGAAACGCUUUUUGGAAAAGAAAUAUGGAAGCAAAACAAUUAGAGAGAUGAUUGAAACUAGUUACUCCGAGCAAUGGAUUCGAGGAAAUUCCAAGGCCUGCCCCCACUGCUCAGCUGCUAUAGAGAAAUCUGAUGGAUGCAACAAAAUGAUUUGCUGGAAGUGCAACACUUUCUUCUGCUGGAUCUGCCAAACAAGGCUAAACCCUUCCAACCCAUAUAAUCAUUUCAAUUCUCCAACAUCAGGAUGCUUCCAGAUGCUGUUUCAUGGUGUGGAUGAUGAUAGCGAUAAUGACGAUUCAGAGGACGAUGAAUUUGAAGUUGUUGUUGAGUAUGAAGAUGGUGGUAUGGAUGCCCUUUUGUAUUUUGUGUAGGUGAAUUAGGUGCUUUCCCCUGUCAUUUCAUGUGCCUGUUCAUUGUUGGUCCUAAGACUACUUGUUUUUUAGUCUUCUGUUUUUGUUGUGCCUUCAGAUAGCCGCUUAGCAAUCUUUGUUGCCUCGUUGAAAAUCAACUUUUUUUCUCAGUUUGUUUAUCAGUUUCUUGAUAAUUUCCUUUUUUUU